Mauremys reevesii (Reeves's turtle) is the source of this 5585-nucleotide messenger RNA. RefSeq names its product NCK associated protein 5 like (gene NCKAP5L). The coding region runs from base 394 to 4332 and encodes 1312 amino acids. NCBI's taxonomy places the organism in Eukaryota, Metazoa, Chordata, Testudines, Geoemydidae. The transcript has 14 exons. Gene Ontology annotation, cellular component: microtubule plus-end. Gene Ontology annotation, biological process: microtubule bundle formation; microtubule depolymerization. The record is from RefSeq and is a predicted model, not a curated record.
CCCGAGCCGUGACAUCACUUCGCUUUCCACCCGGAGUGGCCUCGGCAGGCAGGAGCCCGGGCUGAGCCCGUCCGGGGAGCGCGGUCCGGGCCCGGCGUGCGCCCCCCUGCAGUGCCGACGCCGUGAGGAGUGGAGCAGAGAAACCUCCCCCAGAGCUGUCCUGCCCUGGGCAAACCUGGGCCAGGCAGGGCAACAGCCACUCCUGCCCAGGGCGCUUCCUCUGCGCGGAGCCUCGUCAAACACCAGCGUUCUGCAGCUCCCGCGCUCCAGGGCGGCGGCCGGCCGAGGUCCUGGGUGCUCCGCGCCGGUGACGCUGGUGACCAGGCAGAGGUGACAAGGGAAGGCUGGAAGGUGCUGCUGGGUCUGGAGUCAGGCCCCUGAAACGAGGGCUCGAUGUCGGGAGCUGUGGCCGAGGGCCGGGGAGACAUGAAGCCAGAAGAGGGCGGCAGCGAGCCGGGAACCAGCCAGGAGCUGCUGCAGAGACUGCGGGAGCUGGAGGCGGAGAACUCGGCCCUGGCUCAGGCCAACGAGAACCAGAGGGAGACCUAUGAGCGCUGCCUGGACGAGGUUGCCAACCACGUGGUGCAGGCUCUGCUCAACCAGAAGGACCUGCGCCAGGAGUGCCUCAAGCUGAAGAAGAGGGUCUUCGACCUGGAGCGCCAGAACCAGACCCUGAGCGACCUCUUCCAGCAGAAGGUGCAGCUGACGACCGGCUCCCUGCCCCAGCUGGCCCUGCACCCGGUGUCCGCGGUGUGCAGCCCCCCAGCCAGUCUCCAGUUGGGCUCGGUGGAGAAGCUGGCCCCCUCGCUGCCCCUGGGACGCUGCGCCCUGCCGAGGGAGGUGGGGUACGGCUCUCAGUCCAUGGAGGCGUUGUCUCCCUUCUUCAAGAAGAAAGCACAGAUCCUGGAGGUGCUGCGGAAGCUGGAGGAGACGGACCCCCUGCUGUGCCCCCCACCCUGCCAUCUGUCUCCCUGGAGGGACCCCCACCACUCCCCCGCUGAGCCCGGCUCCCACAAAUUUCAGCCGGUCCUAGCAGACAGCCGGAGCCAGCCGGAGUCGCCGGUGAAUGGGGAGGGACCCCCGGCCGAGCCCCUGGCCGCCCCCCAUGAGCUGUGGCCGUCCUGCCUGCUGCGAGCACAGAAUGGCCUGGAGGAGGCGCUGAAGUGGAAGGGCGAGGAGGGGGGGGUCCUGGAGGCCGAGGGGGGGCGCCCCCAGCUGCUCCCCCCACUGUGCUGCCAGCAGAAGAGCGAGGGCAGCUCCUCCUCCUCCUCCGACGAGAACGGGGAGCUGGGCCCCCCGGGCGAGGCCCUGCUGAGCUCCCUGCCUGAGAAGAAGCUGGACCUGGGGCUGCUGCUGGAGGAGACGGAGUGCUACCUGCAGCACUUCCUGAAGCAGGGCUGCCCGCUCAACGGGGAGCCAGCCGCUGCCUGCCGGCCGCAGGGGCCCCCAGGGGCGCUGAGCCCCAGGCCAGGGCUGCUGGCCAAGGCCCUGAGCCAGGACAUGCUCACCGGCCUCUCGGUCAUGGGCAGGGGCCAGCCCACGAAGCCGGCGUCGGGCCUGGCCCAGGACAGCGCAGACAAGCCAGCUUUCGGCACAGCCGCCGGCGGCCAGGACCUGGGGCCCUUCCUGGAGCCGGCCCUGGAGCGCCAGGCCUACGUCAGCGUCUGCCUCUCCGGAGACGAGCCCCCCGAGAAGAGUGCCAAGGGCUCUGGCCAGGCCUCGGCUCAGGGCAAGCCCAAGCUGCAGCCGGGCCCCGUGUCCCCGGGCGCCGGGGCACUUCCCCUGCCCUCCCCCUCCAAGAUGGUCAAGUUCCUGAAGAUGCCCACGCCCGGGGAGAAGCCGCAGGGCCCCAACCCUCUGCGCCUGAGCCCCCAGCUCACCCGGAGCUCCAGGAUCCCCUGCCGCAGCAACAACUACGAGCCGUGCCCCUCGCCCGUGCUCAGCCGCAGGGCCUCCCCCGAGGGGCCCGCGGUGCCCGCCUGCCCCCUGCCCCCUGGGGCCGGCGGCCAGGGCUCCCCCAAGGCUGGCAGACACCUGGCCCCCGGGACGGCCGAGGCCGCCGUGCACUUCCCGGAGCCCCAUGACUACGAGAAUGUCUCGGAGCUGUCGGUGGGCGGCCUGGCCUCUCCGCUGGAGCAGCCCAAGGGCUCCCACUCCACCCCGUCGCAAGGCGCCAGGCCAGAUGCCCCGCGCUGCCCGCCGGAGUUGUGCCCCUAUGCCCCUGCCAAGGAGGGCCGGGAGCGCGGCGCUGAAUCCCCGCCGGCCGCCCGCAGGAAUGCUGGGGGCUCUGCCGGGCCCAGGCGGCCUAGGAACAGCUCUGGGAAGAAGCAGCUGGAGCUGGGACACCUGCCGUUUAAGGAGCGUCUGUCGGCACUGGGGAAGCUGAAGGGUGCCGAGGCCGGGGAGCGGAAGGAGGCGCUGGGCCCGGAGAAAAACAGCUGCCCCGGGAAGGCCAGGGCACCAGGCCGGCCCUGCGAGGAGGUGCUGGAGGCCAGGGCACAGCUUCGGCCGGGCGCAGGCGGCAGCCUCAAACACCAGGAGCAGUGCCACGGCGGGGAGCCCGCCGGGCGGUGCUACUCUGGCUCGGUGGGCUCCCGGCUGGAGGCUGAGACCUGCUCCUCAAAGCACUACGCCGCCAAAGCCCGCCAGCCGGGGGCGCUGUGCCCAGCGGGGACCCCCCUGGGCCCCAGGAACCCCCCCAAAGCCCCUCCGGUGCCCCCGGCCAAGGGCGCCAAGAGCCCCCAUGGGAGCCCCACCAAGCUGCCCUCCAAAUCUCCUACCAAGGCGCCGGCCAAGGCUGGGGCUCCCCGCCCGCCUGCAGAGGAGCCAAGGCCCGGUGGCCCCAAGCCGCCCCUCACGCCGCCGCCCAGCGCGGGCCGCAAGCCCCCCGAGUGUGCCAGGGCCCCGCCCCUGCCUGGCCGAGCGCUGCCCGCGGUCCGCCCCGCGCUGCACUCGGCCAUCGAGGAGAAGGUGAUGAAGGGCAUCGAGGAGAAUGUGCUGCGCCGGCAGGGCCAGGACAAGGGGCUGGCAGGUGAGGGGAAGCCAAAGAACUCGAGUGGCAUCGCCAGCUGGUUCGGGCUGCGCCGGAGCAAGCUGCCUGCCCUGAGCCGGCGGCCGGAGGGGCUCCAGUGGGGCGGGGGCGCCUCGCCGCUGCGCCGGGAGGGGAAAGUGGCGGCCUGCAAGCUGGAGGCAGAGAGCCUCAACAUCUCCAAGCUGAUGGAGAAGGCGGAGGAUCUGCGCAAGGCACUGGAGGCGGAGAAGGCCUUCAUCAACGGGCUGGCGCUGGAGAAGGGCCGGCCCCACGCCUGCGGCAUCCUCAUGGAGCAGACGCAGAACGAGCUCCAGGUCAUGUACCAGGAGGUGACGGCUGAAAACUUCAUGCAGCAGCUGCUGAACAGGGUGGACGGGAAGGAAGCCUACGAGAGCCGGCUGGAGCAGAAGAGGGAGCUCCGGGAUUUCCAGAGGGUCUCGCAUGACGCCAAAGACCCCAGGCUCUUCCGGCCCCCGCGGAACGGCAUCGUUGGCCACCUGCGGAGCUGUGAGGAGACCCCCGAGAAGGGCCCUGACUCGAAGCUCCGGGAGGAAAUCCCGUCGGACGACAGCCUGGCCGAGUCAGUGAACUCCCAGCACUUCACAGCGUGUGGCUCCCUGACACGGACCCUGGACAGCGGCAUCGGCACCUUCCCUCCCCCCGACUACUGCAGUGGGGCUCCCAGUAAAAACCUCCCCAAGCUGAAACCCAGCCUGGACCCGCUGCCCAGCCUUGCCCCGGGGCAGCCCCCCGGCGGCAGCAGAGUCCCCCGCAAGGCCCGCACGCUGGAGAGGGAGGUGCCCAGCGCGGAGGACGUUCUGGCACCCGGCAAGCACCAGAGCAUGCCCGCGUUCCACGGAGUGCUGGCCGGCGCGGAGCCGCCCCCGAGCCUGCGCGGCCACAGAGUCUGCCCCGAAGACCCCCGCCUGGAACCCGGCCGAGCGCGGCGAGUGCAGCAGAGCAAGAACUGGACCUUCCCCAACUCCAAGGCUUGCGGCGGCUCCGCGGACCCCUUCCUGUGCACGGCCCGGGACCUGGAGGGGCUGCAUGGGCUGGCCGGGAGCUCCGCGCACAGCACCGCCGAGAGGAAACGAGCCUCCUCGGACGGGCCCCGCCUGCCGCCCCCCUCCCCACAGGCGUUCAGCGCCAGCCGGACGCCCAGUGCCUCUGACGUGGGCGAGGAGGGCAGCAUGGAGCUGAAGUCCAGGGACACGGGGCAGGGCCAGCCGGGCCUGGAGAACUCGGAAUCGCUCAGUGACUCGCUCUACGACAGCCUCUCCUCCUGCGGGAGCCAAGGGUAACGGGUGCCCCGGAGCCCCCCUUCGCGGGAGGAGGGAUCAUCUGGUGCUGGAGGGGGAAGAGCUGCCUGCCCCCUCCUCCCCCCGUGCUGCCCCCACCCCUCAGGAGCCCGGCACUGGGGCCGUCCAGAGCCCAUUGCUGGCACCGGGGCCGCAGAAUCCUGCCAAGGUGUCUCAAACCAAGUCCGUCCCCCCCCACCCGACAGAGGAGCCACCACCACAUCUUCCACCCUGGACCCCUUUCCAAGGGGCCGGAGCAGCUGCCUCCCCCUGGACGCAGCCCCCAGCCAUUGGGCAGGGCCCCGGGCUCCUCCCUGGUGUCGCAGGGCCUGUCUGCGCUGUCGUCUCAGCUCUGGGGACGUCCGCAUGGAGCCAGGCUCCUGCGCCGCCCUCCCCACCUCUGAACCCCCUCCCCACGCGGAUUGGACCAGGGGCCCCUCGGGUGCAGUCUCCACCAGGGCCCGGAGCCAGCCGCUGCCAAGGAAGGUGCAAGACGCCCUGCGGUGGGGAGGGGUCUCCCCUGUUGGCUAGGGCCUGACCAGUCUGUCCAGCAGGGGGCGCUGUGCCCUUCUCAGGUAACUGGACGGUCUCUUGUUCUUGCUGCAUUGACUGUCCGGUCCCUUUGCUCUACACCUCAAUCUCUUGUGGCAGUGAGUUCCACAGGCUCGUCAUGGGGAAGGGGGAGAUUUGCCUUCCUCUGAUGCACCAGCUAUGGGCCUGUGCUGGAGGGGUGGGUGCCGCCGAGUGGCGUGAGUCGAUGCUGUAGAAACCAGGAGUCCUAAGCCCCCGUCUCCCCGGGAGUAAAAAGGGCUGAGUGGCUGGAGCGCAAGGGUUUCCAGCCGUCCUGUUACUGGAGUCGCGGAAUGGGACAUGUUCCCCGACCCCCCUGUCCCUUCAGUGCCAGGUUGGGUCGUUCCUCUCCACUGGUGCUGGGGGGCAGACCCUGUGAGCUGACCCCAGCUGGGUCCUGGAGCUGCCGUGGGGCCAGGCCGGCGGCUCCCGCUCCCGCCCCUUGUCUUCUGUGUUCGGGUCGGUCUCCCGGUCCCGUGGCCGUGUGCCCCUCGCCUGGCUCUCUCCAAUGGUGCUAUUGCCGUGUACAGACCCCCUCCCCAGCCCCACUUCCCUUUCUCGCCUUCCCGUUGGGUUUUUUAUUCAAUGACGCCGCCCUCCCACGUUGUUUUAUUUAUCUAAGUUAUUGUGAAUCCAGCUGUUUAUUGCCUGCCUUGGUCUCCCUUCAAACUGCCAAUAAAAGGUUA